Durusdinium trenchii is the source of this 1290-nucleotide messenger RNA. The record is from the annotation of a GenBank genome assembly. NCBI's taxonomy places the organism in Eukaryota, Dinophyceae, Suessiales, Symbiodiniaceae.
AUGGACGAGGUGCAAAGGGAGUGCGUGACCGAGCUCGAGGGCAUUCUAACGGCGGCAUCUGCCCAUCUCAGCGUGAACCGAUCGGAGUCGUUGACCUGGCCUCAGCUCGAGCAGCACAUGGCCUUGGUCGAGGAGGUGCUCCGCCAGUGGUCCCGCGCCGCGCUCGCCCGGCAGUUGAGUGCCGCCAGCGUCCUGGCGCUGCUGCUGACGGAGGAGCGCAGCGUGGACUUCUGGCGAUUGGUUGAUGCCACCUUGCUCCCGGAGUAUGUGGAGCUUUGCUUGCCUCAAGCUACCAUGGAAACUGAAACCCAUCGGAGCGCCUGCGCCUUCGCCCACUGUCGCCGCCACCUCGCGCCGCCGCGGCGGCCCUUCUCGGGCGCCGGGCACGGCGCGAACGCCUCGGCGCGCACGGCGGUCUUCCGUGUGGAGCCGCAGCGAAGUCUGCUGAGCGAGAACCUACGGAGCGGGUGCCGAGUCACCUGUUCGCCGCGGGUGCUGCACGUGCUCCGCGCGGCGUCCCACGUGCAGCACGUGGGGCUUCAACCGCUUCAGCCCUUCCGCUACGUGGACGUGGGCGCGGCGCUGGGGGACUGCAUGAUCAUGGCCUCUGAUCUCCUCCCAGUCCUCGACGGCCUCUCCUACGAAGCGCUGCCCCUGCACGCGCGCCUCGCCCGCGCCACCCUCCGCUUGGCGCAGACGCAGCGCCCGACGCAGCGCCUGCGUCUCCGACCGCUGGCGCUGGGACGAGGGGACGUUAAGGAGAUUUCAGGCCAGGUCUUCCAUGGUGGCUUUGGCCAGGGCGUGCCGGGGGAGGUGCUGCGGAUCCGCAGCUCGACGCUGGACGCCCACCAUCGCUCCGCGGGAAUGGGUUCGAUCGACCUCCUCACCGUGUUCGUGAACCACGGAGAGAAUGCGGUGCUCGAUGGCGCCAAGAGCCUUUUGGGUGGCCUCCAUGUAGGCUGUGUUUUGGUGUGCACCUAUGGCUUUGCCAACUACACAAGAGAUGCCAUGGAUCGCUUGCAUUUGCUGGGCUAUGCGGCGGCCGGGAUGGUCUGGAAUGACGAGGGGCUGGGCUUUGAAUGGGUCAAGGCCUGCCCAGCGCCUUAUGGGGGUACUUGUUGCGACUCGCCAUUCUUCGCAUGGUGGGCGGAAAAAGAACGCUGCUUGGGGUUAGGACGUGCGCCCGCGAGUCAGACUGUGAGGACCCUUGGACCCAGGCCGCGGGUCUUUUUCCUCAUCCAAGUCGGUGAAGGGAGUUGGUUGUCUGACCAGCGCCUUCCAGUUUCCUAA